Molecule: messenger RNA, 1414 nt
Organism: Triplophysa rosa
Lineage: Eukaryota; Metazoa; Chordata; Actinopteri; Cypriniformes; Nemacheilidae
Product: protein yippee-like 5
Exons: 3
Coding region: 140-505 (121 amino acids)
Source: RefSeq, a predicted model, not a curated record
AUGUUGAUAACUGUCUGGCGGAAGAGCAAGAAGAAAACAAACGCUCGAGCUGUCUGGAAAUAAACAACAAACAGAUACAAAACAACAAUAAACAGUCGACAUAAAGAGGCUGUCACUCACAGGUGUGUUUGCUGGAGCCAUGGGCCGCAUCUUUCUCGAUCACAUUGGUGGGACGCGUCUCUUCUCCUGUGCUAACUGUGACACCAUCCUGACAAACCGAUCUGAGCUCAUCUCCACACGCUUCACCGGUGCCACGGGCAGGGCAUUCCUCUUCAACAAGGUGGUGAAUCUGCAGUACAGUGAAGUGCAGGAUCGGGUGAUGUUGACCGGCAGACACAUGGUUCGUGAUGUCAGCUGUAAAAACUGCAACAGUAAAUUGGGCUGGAUCUAUGAGUUUGCCACCGAGGACAGUCAGCGCUAUAAAGAAGGCCGUGUGAUUCUGGAGAGGGCGCUGGUGAGGGAGAGCGAGGGCUUCGAGGAGCACGUGCCCUCCGACGCCUCCUGAGAAGCUCAUCUUCUCUCUUUUCUGUUGGCUCACAGGUAGUGAGGCUUUGUGCGGAUGAUUCAUCUGUGUAUUUCUCCUCCAGAACACAACACAAGCUCUGUAGAUUAUCUCUGACGUUGAUUCAAGCAAUUCUGUAUUUAAAAAGAAAUACGCACACCAGUGUCUGAGCACCACACGAUCUCAGUGAAUUGGUCACAACAACACCUAACACUUAAAUGUCAAGACGCUGGCUUACAAGGCCGCUAGAAGCUUCAGUUCUGAAUUUCCUUAUGAAGUUGGUUAUUAAUCCCAACCCUCCAUCGUAGCGUUUAUGAUGUGCUCUGGAUCAUUCUGCCAUGAAUGUGCUGAAUGAGCUGAUAAACCAGAUUUUUUUCCAUUCUAACUUAAGAGCCAACUUUAGUAGCACGUCAGGUUGUGGCUUCUCAUGUUUCUCUGAGUCGACAAAGACAAUGACAAUGAGCGGUUUGGAAUUUCAGUCUAAAAGGAUGCGAGAAGUCCUUUCUGGUGUGAACAUGACCAGAUUACCAGCAGAAUUCAGACGAGAUUAAUCUGUCUCUGUUAAAUUGAUAAAUCUGUCUCUGUUUUAUUACUACAGAAACAUCAUAUUCAGAACACUGUUGUUACACCUCUUGCAACAUUUGACGGGACUGUUGCUGUUAUCUGUAAGUGUGUGUGUGGUGACACACCGUGGUUUGUUUGUUUGUUUGUAUAUUUCUGACUUUUAGACUCAUGCUUUUGGCUUCAAAUUUCUGCAGAUUUGUGGCUUCACUAUAAAACUCUUUCGUGCUGUAAUUUCUGUUGAAUUGUUUUACAAGUAUUGUUAUUGUUUGGUCAAGAAGAAUGUUUUAUGCUCCUAUCAAUUCCUUUUCUCAUUAAAGAAUCUUGUAUUGCAUUGUGACUGUGGCAUUU